AACUUUUUAAUCGUGUUGACUUUGUCUCUAUCGAUAAAAGGGUAAAACGCUGAAGCGGAACGAGGAAGAAAUCGGUGUCCGCGGUGGUGUAGAGUGGAAGAUGAAGAUGAAAUCAUUCAAGGAAGAAUUGACGUUGGAUGAAAGGCUCGCGGAAUCGAGGGAGAUCAUCGCCAAGUACCCUACUCGGAUUCCUGUGAUUGCUGAGAAGUAUUCUAAAACCGAUCUGCCUGCAAUCGAGAAAAAGAAGUUUCUGGUUCCACGAGAUAUGUCGGUUGGACAAUUCAUAUACAUCUUGAGUGCUAGGUUGCACUUGUCUCCUGGCAAAGCCUUGUUCGUCUUCGUCAACAACACUCUCCCUCAAACUGCUGCUCUGAUGGACUCCGUCUACGAAACUUACAAAGACGAAGAUGGAUUCGUUUACAUGUGCUACAGCAGUGAGAAAACCUUUGGUUGAUUUGAUACACCAAACCAUGCUUGUACAUAUACACUUCUUUCUUCAUAAGCUGUUCUUGUUUCACUACUUCAUACGAGCUUGUAAGCUUAUGUUGUUGAGUACUGCUUGUUUUUACCCCUUGAGACUUGGUUCAUCUGUAAACAAUUUCUACCAUAAUCGCAAUUCCAAUAAAGUAUUUUUCCACCAAAA
Molecule: messenger RNA, 643 nt
Organism: Raphanus sativus (radish)
Lineage: Eukaryota; Viridiplantae; Streptophyta; Magnoliopsida; Brassicales; Brassicaceae
Product: autophagy-related protein 8i
Exons: 5
Coding region: 101-454 (117 amino acids)
Biological process (GO): cellular response to nitrogen starvation
Source: RefSeq, a predicted model, not a curated record